GCGCGAGCGGCUGCGGCGCCGCUGCGAGCCUCCCGCCCUCUCGACGCGGCCGGAGCCGGGCCCGAGUCCCCGGGAGAACAUUCCGUGGGAUAGAAAGGGAGGUGAUAAUGCACCAUGGCAGCGGCUCCCAGGGUGCCCAGCAUCAGCUGCAGAGGCCCCGGUCCUUCCCUGGCAGCGAAGAAGAGCAGGCGGCCCACCCGAACCUGCCCCCGUCCCCCGCCGCACCCUUUGCCCCAUCGGCGAGCCCAUCCGCACCCCAGUCCCCUGGGUACCAGAUACAGCAACUGAUGAGUAGGAGUCCCGUGGCUGGGCAGAACGUGAACAUCACCCUGCAGAACGUGGGUCCCGUCGUUGGAGGAAACCAGCAGAUCACGCUGGCCCCUCUGCCGCUUCCCAGCCCCACCUCUCCAGGCUUCCAGUUUGGUACCCAGCCGAGGCGCUUUGAUCACGGGUCUCCGUCGUACAUUCAGGUCACUUCUCCCCUGUCCCAGCAGGUGCAGACCCAGAGCCCCACGCAGCCCAGCCCGGGGCCGGGGCAAGCCCUGCAGAGUGUACGUGCGGGUGCCCCGGGGCCCGGGCUGGGCCUCUGCAGUGGCAGCCCCACGGCAGGCUUUGUGGAUGCCAGCGUGCUCGUCAGACAGAUCAGCCUGAGCCCAUCCAGUGCUGGGCACUUUGUGUUUCAGGAUGGCUCGGGGCUUGCCCAGAUCGCCCAGGGUGCCCAGGUGCAGCUCCAGCACGCGGGGACGCCCAUCGCAGUCCGGGAGAGGAGACUCUCCCAGCCUCACACUCAGUCGGGAGGCACCGUCCACCAUCUGGGGCCCCAGAGCCCUGCGGCUGCAGGGGGUGCUGGCCUGCAGUCGCUGGCAAGCCCAAGCCACAUCGCCACGGCGAGCUUGCCACCCCAGAUAAGCAGCAUCCUCCAGGGCCAGCUGAUCCAGCAGCAGCAGCAGCAGGUGCUGCAGGGGCCGCCGCUGAGCAGGCCCCUGGGGUUCGAGAGGACCCCCGGUGUGCUGCUCCCCGGGGUUGGGGGGGGACCAGCUUUUGGGAUGACCUCCCCACCGCCACCCACCAGCCCUUCCAGAACCUCUGUGCCCCCGGGCCUGUCCAGUCUGCCCCUCACAUCUGCGGGCAGUACAGGCAUGAAGAAGGCUCCAAAGAAGUUAGAGGAGAUCCCCCCAGCCUCGCAGGAGCUGGCACAGAUGCGGAAGCAGUGCCUGGACUACCACCACAAGGAGAUGGAGGCUCUGAGGGAGGCCUUCAAGGAGUACUUGAUUGAACUGUUCUUCUUACAACAUCUGCAAGGGAACAUGAUGGAUUUCCUAGCUUUCAAGAAGAAGCAUUAUGCCCCUUUACAAGCGUAUCUUAGGCAAAAUGAUUUGGACAUUGAAGAAGAGGAGGAGGAGGACGAAGAGGAGGAAGAGAAAUCUGAGGUUAUCAACGAUGAGGUAAAGGUUGUGACAGGAAAGGAUGGGCAGACUGGUACUCCCGUUGCUAUAGCAACCCAGCUUCCUCCAAAUGUUUCUGCUGCUUUUUCAUCCCAGCAGCACCCAUUUCAGCAGCAAGCGCUUGCGGGGAGUCUGGCAGGGCCCGGCAGUGCCGCAGAGACAGACCCGUUCAAGAGGCAGCAGGGGCUGCCACCCACAGAGCAGUCUAAGAGACCUCGACUUGAAGUGGGUCACCAAGGGGUAGUUUUCCAGCACCCAGGGGUGAGCACAGGAGUUCCUCUGCAGCAGUUAAUGCCAACAGUCCAAGGAGGAAUGCCCCCUGCCCCUCAGGCCACGCAACUCGCCGGGCAGAAGCAGAGCCAGCAGCAGUACGACCCUUCCACAGGGCCUCCUGUGCAGAACGCCGCCAGCUUGCACACUCCGCCUCCGCAGCUGCCUGCCAGGCUGCCCCCCACCGGUGUCCCCACUGCAGCCCUCCCGUCUGCACUGCAGUUUGCACAGCAGCCACAGGUGGUGGAGGCUCAGACACAGCUUCAAGUCCCGCUGAAGACCCAGCAGCCAAAUGCUGCUGUGCCCGCGCCUCUGCCCAGCCAGCUCCCCAUUCCUCCUCCACAGCCCGUGCAGCCAGCCCUCCACAUCCCGGGGCCUGGGAAGGCCCAGAUCCAGGCGGCUCAGCUUCCAUCCCAGCCACAGACAGUGGCCUCCACACGGCCACCCCUGGACUCUGCCCAGCCCUGCCAGCGGCCUCUGCCCACUUCCUCGUCUACCUCGUCCCUCGCACCUGUGAGUGGCCUAGGCUCAGGACCCCUGCCUGCACGGUCAUCACCAGUGAACAGACCUUCCUCAUCAACCAACAAGGCGCUGUCUCCUGUUGCUUCCCGGUCUCCAGGGGUGGCUGUGUCAGCCGCACCCAAACCCCAGAGCCCUGCUCAGAACGCUGCCUCGUCCCAAGACAGUUCUCAGGAAAAGCUCGCAGAGCAGAUAACACUGGAAAACCAGAUCCACCAGCGGAUUGCAGACCUAAGGCGAGAAGGCCUGUGGUCUCUGCGGCGGCUGCCGAAACUGCAGGAGGCCCCCCGGCCCAGGUCCCACUGGGACUGCCUGCUGGAGGAGAUGCAGUGGAUGGCCACAGACUUCGCCCAGGAGAGGCGGUGGAAGGUGGCUGCUGCUAAGAAGCUCGUCAGAACUGUGGCACGCCACCAUGAGGAGAGGCGGGUCCGCGAGGAGAGGGGCAAGAAGGAGGAGCAGAGCAGACUGAGGCGCAUCGCUGCAUCGACUGCCCGAGAAAUAGAGUAUUUUUGGUCUAACAUUGAACAGGUUGUCGAAAUAAAACUACAAGUAGAAUUAGAAGAAAAAAGGAAAAAGGCCUUAAAUUUACAGAAAGUUUCCAGAAAAGGGAAGGAGUCGAGACCCAGGGGAUUGGAAGUAUUACCAGAACAUUUCCUGGAUUCCAGAGUAUCUGGAAGAAAAAGAAAAGCAAGCGUGUCCUUGACUGAUGACGAAGUGGAGGAUGAAGAGGAGACCAUUGCAGAGGAGGAAGCACACGAAGGGGCCGUCGAUCACCAGACAGAACUUUCUAAUUUAGCCAAAGAAGCGGAGCUGCCAUUGACUGACUUGGUGAAGCUGUACGAGGGCGCAUUUCUGCCGAGUUUCCAGUGGCCACAGCCCAGUCCUGACAGUGACGAGACGAGUGAGGAUGAAGAUGCCGAGGACCACCCUGGUGAGGGGGAAAGUCGGAGAGACCUGGUCCUCAUAGACUCACUUUUCAUCAUGGAUCAGUUUAAAGCUGCAGAGAGAAUGAACGUUGGGAAGCCAAACACAAAAGACAUUGCAGAAGUGACAGCUGUGGCCGAGGCUGUCCUGCCCAAGGGCAGCGCCCGGGUCUCAACUGCGGUGAAGUUCAGCGCCCCGGCUCUCUUGUAUGGGGCUCUCAGAGACUACCAGCAGAUCGGCCUGGACUGGCUGGCAAAGCUCUACCGGAAGAACCUCAAUGGCAUAUUGGCAGAUGAAGCUGGGCUUGGUAAAACAGUGCAGAUCAUUGCUUUUUUUGCUCACCUGGCUUGCAAUGAAGGUAAUUGGGGCCCCCAUCUUGUGGUUGUGAGGAGCCAUAACGUGCUUAAAUGGGAACUUGAAUUGAAACGCUGGUGUCCUGGGCUCAAAACCCUCUCCUGGAUUGGCAGCCACAGAGAACUCAAAGCAAAGAGACAGGAGUGGGCCGAGCCCAACAGCUUCCACAUCUGCAUCACGUCCUACAAGCAGUUCUUCAGGGGCUAUGCCUCCUUCUCCCGAGUGAGCUGGAAGUGCCUCGUCAUCGACGAGAUGCAGCGUGUGAAGGGCAUGACCGAGAGGCACUGGGAGGCCGUCUUCACCCUGCAGAGUCAGCAGCGCCUGCUUCUGCUCGAUGCGCCACUGCACAACACCUUCUUGGAGCUCUGGACCAUGGUGCACUUCCUCAUCCCUGGCAUCUCCAGGCCCUACAUGAGCUUCCCUCUGAAAACUCCCAGUGACGAGAACCAGGACUACUACCAUAAAGUGGUCAUAAGGCUACACAGGGUGACACAGCCAUUUAUUUUGAGGAGAACUAAAAGAGAUGUGGAAAAGCAACUGACAAAGAAAUAUGAGCAUGUUUUGAAGUGCCGCCUCUCCAACCGGCAGAAGGCCUUGUACGAGGACGUCAUCCUGCAGCCUGGAACUCAAGAGGCCCUGAAGAGCGGGCACUUUGUCAGUGUCCUGAGCGUCCUGAUGCGGCUGCAGCGCAUCUGCAACCACCCAGGACUGGUGGAGCCCCGGCUGCCUCACGCCUCCUACGUGGCAGGGCCUCUGCAGUAUUGCUUGGCCUCUCUGAUUCUAAAGGCACUGGACAGAGAUUUCUGGAAGGAACUUGAUCUUUCUCUAUUUGACCUCAUUGGGUUAGAGAAUAAAAUCACUCGCCAUGAGGCAGAAUCACUGUCUAGGAAGAAGGUGACUCGGAAACUCAUGGAGGAGAUCUUCACCUCACCGCCCCCAUCCGCACGGCCAGCGUCUGUGAAGCUGAAGGCGAGCAGGUUGUUUCAGCCCGUGCAGUACGGCCAGAAACCCGAGGGCCGCACCGUGGCAUUCCCCAGCACACACCCACCCCGGACAGCAACCAGCACCGCAGCCACUGCUGCUCCACAGGGCCAGCUGCGAGGACGGCCACCGGUUGCCACUUUCUCUGCGAAUCCGGAUGUGAAAGCAGCAGCAGCCCCGUUUCAGAGCUCUCAGGCCUCCUCCAGUGCUGCUCGACACCAGCCCGCCUCGACCUUCAGCACGGCCGCUAGCCCAGCCCAUCCUGCGAAACUGCGGGCUCAGACCACUGCACAGGCCUCCGCCCCAGGCCCGCCCCCGCCCCAGCCCCAGGCCCCCGCGCACGCGGCCGGGCAGAGCCCGCUGCCUCAGAGGCUGGUGCUCACCUCGCAGGCCCAGGCCCGCCUGCCCAGCAGAGUUACAGAGAGGGAGAGAGAGAGAUCUUCCAUCUGCUGGUUCACUCUGCAAAUGGCUGUAGUGGCCAGGGCUGGUCCAGGCCAAAGCCAGGAGCUUCAUCCAGGUCUCCCAUGUGGGUGCAGGGGCCCAAGAACUUGGGCCAUCCUCUGCUUUCCCAGGCCAUUAGCAGGGAGCUGGAUCAACAGUGGAGCAGCCAGGACUGGAACAGGCACUCACUUGGGAUGUCGGCGUUGCAGGCGGCAGCUUAUGUACCUCUGUGGAGAGGUGGUAAAAAUAGCACAGCUGGCAUCCAUCGCGGGACCACAGAGUCGGGUCACUCAGCCCGAGACGCCUGUGACCCUGCAGUUCCAGGGCAACAAGUUCACCUUGUCACACAGCCAGCUCCGGCAGCUCACGGCAGGCCAGCCUCUGCAACUCCAAGGCAGCGUUCUCCAGAUCGUGUCAGCCCCCGGGCAGCCCUACCUGCGAGCCCCUGGCCCUGUGGUGAUGCAGACCGUGUCUCAGGCGGGUGCUGUGCAUGGCACCCUGGGAAGCAAGCCCCCGGCCGGCGGCCCCAACCCUGCGCCCUUGACCCCACCAGCUGGUGUUCCCAGUCGAGUGGCUGUUAAUGCCAUGGCCGUGGGAGAACCUGGGAUGGCCUCCAAGCCAGCCUCCCCCGGUGGAGGGCCUACCCAGGAGGAAAAGGCCAGGCUUCUGAGGGAGCGGCUGGACCAGAUCCAUCUUGCCAACGAGCGGCGCUGUUGCCAGGCCCCAGUGUAUGGCCGGGACUUGCUGAGGAUUUGUUCCCUGCCAGGAAGAAUACACGUGCCUGGGAAGGUGACGGGGCCGGCCAGCUGUCACCUGUCACCCUCAGAAAGUAAGGGCGACUUCAUUCUGACCCUGAGUCAGUGCCAGGAGUCUCUGCAGGACGUGCUGGGCAGGGUGGCCUGUGUUAUCCCUCCUGUGGUGGCCGCACCCCCGUCCCUGUGCGUGGCGAGGCCUCCCUCCCUGUACAGCCACAGGCUGCGGGUUCUGAAGCAGCGCCUGGAGGAGCACGCGGCCCCCUUCCUCCAGCAGCUGCGACGCUGGACGGCCCUGCGCUCGCUGCAGUUUCCUGAGCUGAGGCUGGUGCAGUUUGACUCGGGGAAGUUAGAAGCCUUGGCUCCCUUGCUUCAGAAGUUGAGAUCUGAGGGGCGCCGGGUGCUGAUUCUGUCACAGAUGGUUCUGAUGCUGGAUAUCUUAGAGAUGUUCUUGAACUUCCAUCACCUCACCUACAUCCGCAUUGAUGAGAACGCCAGCAGUGAGCAGCGGCAGGAGCUGAUGCGGAGUUUCAACAGGGACAGGCGGAUCUUCUGCGCCCUUCUCUCCACUCACAGCCGCGCCACCGGGGUCAGCCUCGUGGAGGCGGACACUGUCGUGUUCUAUGACAAUGACCUGAACCCUGUGAUGGACGCCAAGGCCCAGGAGUGGUGUGAUCGGAUUGGGAGAUGCAAGGACAUUCACAUCUACAGGCUUGUGAGUGGAAAUUCCAUUGAAGAGAAAUUGUUGAAAAAUGGAACUAAAGAUUUGAUCCGAGAGGUAGCUGCUCAGGGGAACGACUACUCCAUGGCAUUCCUUACACAGCGCACCAUCCAGGAGCUGUUUGAGGUCUACUCCCCCAUGGAUGAUGCCGGCUUCCCUGUGAAAGCUGAGGAGUUUGUCGUGCUCUCUCAGGAACCUUCCGUAACAGACAACAUUGCUCCCAAGAUUGCAAGACCUUUCAUAGAGGCCCUCAAGAGCAUCGAGUGUUUGGAGGAAGAUGCACAGAAAGCCAGCGAGGCUGUGGUGCCUGGGUUGGAUGCCGACGCCCUGUUGUCAGACUCAGGCGACCUGCUGGUGGAGGACGGGCCAUCACAGCUGGAGGAGCUGGCUGACUUUAUGGAGCAGCUUACACCUAUUGAAAAAUACGCCUUGAAUUACCUGGAAUUUUUCCAUACUUCCUUCGAGCAAGAAAAACAGAGAAGUAGUGGGGAUGCAGUCAUGGCGUCGGUGAGGGAGUGGGAGUCCCGGAACAUGAAGGCACAGCAGGACAGAGAGGCCCAGCUGCAGCUGGAGCAGGAGGAGGCCGAGCUCCUCACCUACACCAGAGAGGACGCCUACAGCAUGGAGUACGUCUGCGAGGAUGCCGACGGGCAGACUGAGGUGAUGCCGCUCUGGACCCCACCCACUCCCCCUCAGGAUGACAGUGACAUCUACAUUGACUCGGUUAUGUGUCUCAUGUACGAAACCACCCCCAUCCCAGAAGCCAAGCUACCCCCGGUGUAUGUGAGGAAGGAACGCAAGCGGCACAAGACGGACCCCUCAGCUGCAGGCAGGAAGAAGAAGCAGCGGCACGGAGAAGCCGUGGUGCCGCCAAGGUCCCUGUUUGACCGAGCCGCACCAGGCAUGCUCAAGAUUCGGCGAGAAGGCAAGGAGCAGAAGAAGAACUUGCUGCUGAAACAGCAGGCUCAGUUUGCCAAGCCCCUGCCCACUUUUGCCAAGCCCACAGCUGAGUCUGGGCAGGACAGUCCCGAGUGGCUCAUCGGCGAGGACUGGGCCCUGCUGCAGGCCGUAAAGCAGUUGCUGGAGCUGCCUCUGAACCUCACAGUUGUGUCACCGGCCCACACCCCAAAUUGGGAUCUUGUCAGCGAUGUCGUCAACUCCUGCAGCCGGAUCUACCGCUCUUCCAAACAGUGCCGGAAUCGCUACGAGAACGUCAUCAUCCCAAGAGAAGAGGGGAAGAGCAAAAACAACCGCCCCGUGCGCACGAGCCAGCUCUACGCGCAGGAUGAGAACGCCGCCCACACCCAGCUGUACACAAACCACUUUGAGCUAAUGAAGACCACUGCUGGCAAGAGAAGCCCCCCCAUCAAGCCCCUGCUCGGCAUGAACCCCUUCCAGAAGAACCCCAAGCACGCCUCUGUGCUGUCGGAAAGUGGGAUCAACUACGACAAGCCGCUGCCUCCCAUUCAGGUUGCAUCUCUGCGUGCAGAGCGGAUUGCCAAAGAGAAAAAGGCCCUGGCUGACCAGCAGAAGGCGCAGCAGCCAGCCGUGGCUCAGCCCCCUCCCCCGCAGCAGCAGCAGCCCCCACCGCCACCUCAGCAGCCACCACCACCACUGCCACAGCCACAGGCCACGGGCAGCCAGCCGCCAGCAGGACCGCCAACUGUGCAGCCUCAGGCCCAGGCCCCGGCCCCAGCACAGCCACAGCCUGUGCAGGCUCCGCCAAAGGGGCAGCCUGCCAUCACCACCGUGGGCAGCGCUGCAGUGCUGGCAGGAACCAUUAAGACGUCAGUGACAGGAACAAGCAUGCCAACUGGCACCGUGAGUGGAAAUGUGAUAGUGAAUACCAUUGCGGGUGUCCCUGCAGCCACCUUCCAGUCCAUCAACAAGCGCCUCGCCUCGCCUGUGGCUCCUGCUGCCUUGCCUGCAACUGGAGGUUCUGCUCCUGCCCAGGUGGUUCACACCCAGCCACGAGCAGUUGGCUCCCCAGCCACAGCCACCACCGACCUGGUAUCCAUGACAACAACUCAGGGUGUUCGAGCUGUCACUUCAGUGACAGCUUCAGCUGUGGUCACCACCAACCUGACCCCGGUGCAGACCCCAGCACGGUCUCUGGUGACGCAGGUGUCCCAAGCCACAGGGGUCCAGCUUCCAGGAAAGACCAUCACGCCGGCACAUUUCCAGCUCCUGAGGCAGCAGCAGCAGCAGCAGCAGCAGCAGCAGCAGCAGCAAGCCUCCCAGGUGCAGGUUCCGCAGAUGCAGGGCCAGGCCCAGUCCCCUGCUCAGAUCAAAGCCGUGGGCAAAGUGGCGCCGGAACACAUCAUCAAAAUGCAGAAGCAGAAGCUGCAGCUGCCCCCGCAGCCCCCACCACCGCAGGCCCAGCCAGGGCCCCCCCAGCCCCCAGCCCAGGUGCAAGUGCAGCCGCCACAGCCCCCACAGCAGCAGAGCCCGCAGCUCACCACAGUCACGGCUCCACGGCCCGGAGCGCUGCUCACGGGCACCACGGUGGCCAACCUCCAGGUGGCCCGGCUUACCCGGGUUCCCACUUCUCAGCUGCAGGCGCAAGGGCAGAUGCAGACCCAGACGCCCCAGCCGGCCCAGGUGGCCUUGGCGAAGCCGCCGGUGGUGUCCGUCCCAGCGGCCGUGGUCUCCUCGCCGGGAGUCACCACCCUGCCCAUGAACGUGGCAGGCAUCAGCGUGGCCAUCGGGCAGCCGCAGAAAGCAGCAGGGCAGACCGUCGUGGCGCAGCCCGUGCACGUGCAGCAGCUGCUGAAGCUCAAGCAGCAGGCCGUCCAGCAGCAGAAGGCCCUCCAGCCCCAGGUUGCCCAGGGCCCAGCCGCCGUCCAGCAGAAGAUAACAGCACAGCAGAUUGCUGCCCAGGGCCCACAGCAGAAGGUCACCUACGCCACCCAGCCAGCCCUGAAAACCCAGUUUCUCACCACACCCAUCUCUCAGGCACAGAAACUGGCCGGGACUCAGCAGGUGCAGACCCAGAUCCAGGUUGCAAAGCUUCCUCAAGUUGUGCAGCAGCAGAGCCCCGUGGCCGGCAUCCAGCAGGUGGCCUCCGCUUCCCAGCAGGCUUCUCCGCAGACAGUGACGCUGACACAGGCGACGGCGGCAGGGCAGCAGGUGCAGAUGAUCCCUGCGGUGACGGCGACGGCCCAGGUGGUCCAGCAGAAGCUCAUCCAGCAGCAGGUGGUGACCCCGGCGUCAGCCCCGCUUCAGACACCUGGUGGCCCGAGCCCCGCGCAGGUUCCGGCGGGUUCCGACAGCCCGAGUCAGCAACCCAAGCUGCACAUGCGGGUCCCCGCGGUCAGGCUGAAGACGCCCACCAAGCCGCCGUGCCAGUAGUUGGAGGAGCGGGCGCUUGCGUCUGUGGGAGACGCUGCUGCGUGAGAUGCGUGCGCCCCGGGAGCUGUCCCUGAGGCAGCGGCGGGGUCGCCCCCGCGGGAAUUUGGCCCUCCCUGGCCCGCUGGCCCGCCUGCUGGUCUCCCUUGUCACUUUCUCCUCCAGAGCAGCAGGCUGGGCUUGGAGAGCCACGUCGAUUCCUCUGUAGUGCGCAGAGCUCCGCCCGUGCAGAGCCGCGAAGGAGUCCCCGGUGGUGUCUGCCACGUCCCGUCUUCGGCCACCUCAGGGGACAGGCGUCUGCAGGCAGCACCCGCGGUCGGCUCCCCCUUCCGAGGGAGAGCAGCCAUGGUUUGCUUUGACGGGACGCACUGAGUCUGUGCACACGUGACACGCCCAGCUUGCGUCCGAGGGAGAUGCCCAGUGGGGCCUCCCCGGUCCCACAGCCAGUGUGAUUUGUUUUCGUUUAAAGGAAACUCGGCGCGUUCAUGACGGGCCCUGGCUUUGGAUAAAGCUCUAGGUCCUGGGUGUGCCCAGCGUCCCCCAGCACACGGGCAGCCUUGUGCUCCUGUUCCAGUCGCACGCUGUGAGGUGCAGAGUGAGCCUCACAGGCUCCCCUGCUCCUCACUGGGACGAGGCCUGGUGUGGGGCCUCGAGUAGCUCCUCUGUGGAUAGCGUCCUAGGUGGGGCCACAGGCGGCCCACCCGGGGCUGCGGCAUCCUCGGUGGUGGCAUCAGGUGUUUGCCACGGCGUCUCAGGCGUGGUUCUGCCAGCAUAAGUGGAGAAGUGCCUGGGCUGGUCGUGAAAGGGUUGCAAGACAGGGAGCACCUGCUUCUGUCUGCGCUUAGGCAGGGAGCAGACGUGGCAGCCUCCCUCCCUGGGCUCUCCCCAGGCAGACAGGGCCGUGUCCAGCUGACCUCGUGCUGAGCCGUUCCCGUUGUUGGUCCAGGAAGGUAGGUUCUGCUGAGCUUUUGGACGCCAAGUAUCAGGCCGCACACACUUCAAGAUUGCUGACUUUUUCAUCGCCUGGGCCCUGUCCUGACGUGCCCCUUGGGUGGCAUUGAGGAGGCUAUGUCCUCUGGGGUCCCCUCACCCUGCAGCCUGUGUUCCACUCCCUGCGAGCUGGCUUUUGAGUCCUUGAUGAGAAAUUUGGACAGACGUAAAGAUGAGAUGCCGGAAGGAAGGGACUUAACAAACAGUGCGUGCAGCUUAGCACAGAACACGGGGACCCGUUCCCGUGGCCGGCCCUGCCCGUGCCGGUUUGGUCAGCACCGCGUCCCCGCCCUGUGAGCGUGCCCCUGCUGAGUGCACUGCGGUCACCCUCCACACAGCCAGCCCAGCACGGGCCUGCUGUCCCCUCUGGACGCCUGGGUGUGUGGUUCCCGAGAUGCUGCUGCUGACAAGGGCACUCCGCGUAGUCGCUCAGAUCCUCCUCCCAGUGUGCUGUUCUUGGCCUGUUUAAAGGUUACCCUGCCCAGUUAUUUAAGAAGUAAGUGUGUGUGUGGGAAGUUGUCGUCUAGCCCUCCUCCCUGCAAGCCCACACCAUCUGUGAAUCGGAGGCUUUCAGGACGUGAUACAAGGCGGCGGCCAGAGCACCGUCCGGACCUGGGUGGGCUCCGUGGGAAGCAGAGGCUUGGAGCCCUGGUGGAGGUCUGGGGCCUGAGCAGGGGUUUGCCCUUGUGUGUUCUAUGUUGUUGUUUUUGUUAAUUAUUGUAACUAGAUAGCUGUUGUGUUUUAAUCUCUAAAGGAACAGGACUGAAACUGUAAAUACUUUGUAAACAUAAGAGUUUGUACUUGAACAGUAGGAUUUUAAAAGGGCCCUGAUAUCUUGCCAAACAGAAGGCAUAAUAAAUGACCUUUUUGUA
Molecule: messenger RNA, 11617 nt
Organism: Lepus europaeus (European hare)
Lineage: Eukaryota; Metazoa; Chordata; Mammalia; Lagomorpha; Leporidae
Gene: EP400
Product: E1A binding protein p400
Exons: 55
Coding region: 108-9758 (3216 amino acids)
Molecular function (GO): ATP binding; ATP-dependent chromatin remodeler activity
Source: RefSeq, a predicted model, not a curated record